UGGAUAUAACCCGCAGUUAACACCAUGUCAUUUUUUAGCUGCCGGUGGUUGGAUACAAUUACCGAAACUCCGGAUAUCUGAGCGGAGCGCAUCAUGGACACGGCGGAGGUAAUUGUCUCUCUCCUGGUAGUCCUGAUCAUUAUCGUGUCGUUGCUGUCCAACGUGCUGGUGCUGAUCUGCUUUCUGUAUAACCCGGAGAUACGGAAGCAAGUGCCGGGUUUAUUUACCCUCAACCUCACCUUCUGCAACUUGUUGCUAACUGUGUCUAACAUGCCACUGACUUUGGUGGGGCUUGUCAACAAGGUUCAGCCUGGCGGGGAAGGUUUCUGCCACAUAAUCGGAUUCUUGGACACCUUUUUAACCACAAAUUCCAUGCUCAGCAUGGCAGCGCUGAGCAUCGACAGGUGGAUCGCAGUGGUUUUCCCGCUGAGUUACCACUCCAAGAUGCGCCACAGAGAUGCCGCGAUCGUGCUGGUCUACACGUGGGCGCACUCCAUGUCUUUCUCGACCGUAGCCGCCUGUCUGUCGUGGACGGGAUACCACGAACUUUACGCCUCUUGCACUCUCUGCAAUGCCAGGGCGAAUAACAGUCGGACUCAGUUCGUUGCUUUUACUGUGGUUUUUCAUUCCCUUACUUUUCUCAUGUCUCUGAUAGUACUGUGCGUUACUUACCUUAAAGUGCUCAAAGUGGCACGGUUCCACUGUAAGAGGAUAGAAGUUAUUACAAUGCAGACUUUAGUGCUACUUGUGGACAUUCACCCAAGUGUUCGGCAGCAGUGUCUAGAGGAACAGCGGCGGCGGCGGCAGAGAGCCACCAAGAAGAUCAGCACCUUCAUCGGCACCUUCGUGCUCUGCUUCGCUCCGUACGUCAUUACAAGGAUUCUGGAGCUGUUCCCGGCAGUGCCUAUCAACCCUCACUGGGGACUCCUGUCCAAGUGCUUGGCCUACAGCAAGGCCGCCUGCGACCCAUUCGCCUACUCCCUGCUCCGGCACCAGUACCGGAAGACCUGCGCCGACAUCGUCAACCGGAUGCUGAAGAGGAGCGCCCUGAACGCGUCGGGGCAGGGGAGGGGGAACCACGUGGUGCAGACGGUAGACUGAGGUCGACCUGCAAUGGGUAGGGGGGCGGUUUCGGAAUGACAGGAUGCUGAAGCGAGCGUGUCUCGGAGACAUGUGUACCAGGGUCUGCUGGAACAGGCCUGUGUAAUGGAUCAAGUACCGGCCCCCCCCCACCCCCUCGUUGCCUGCACCCUGCACCAU
Messenger RNA from Brienomyrus brachyistius, 1260 nucleotides. RefSeq names its product G protein-coupled receptor 26 (gene gpr26). Lineage: Eukaryota; Metazoa; Chordata; Actinopteri; Osteoglossiformes; Mormyridae. Gene Ontology annotation, biological process: adenylate cyclase-activating G protein-coupled receptor signaling pathway. The record is from RefSeq and is a predicted model, not a curated record. The transcript has 3 exons. Gene Ontology annotation, molecular function: G protein-coupled receptor activity. Gene Ontology annotation, cellular component: membrane. The coding region runs from base 94 to 1101 and encodes 335 amino acids.